GUGGAUUUAACCAUCAAUAACUUCAAGAAUAAAUUCGAAUUCAAUGUUCAAAUAUCGAUCAAUGAAAGUAUCGAUAUCAAUGACAGACAACAUGUCUGCUUGCCAAGAUUAAUGAUUAUAACCUUUUCUCACAGAUGUAGUUGUAAAUUUAUUAGUUUCCAUAUGAAACAAUUUAGAUGGAAUGAAUAAAUUGAUAUUAUUUUAUUUUAUAAAAGUCCUUUCUGCUUAAUUUCUUAUUAUGUUUAUAGUUAUAGGUCAUUACUUAUUCUCAAUUUUUCAAGUCUUUUUAUAAAAGUUGAAAAUGAAACAAUUUGUAAAGUGUACAUAGAAAUUUUCUUAGUCCAAUCAAUUGAUCCCGAAAUGUCUUCUUAUCCGGAACAACAAGCAGAAGAACGGGAAGUCUUACAAUCAAUAUAUGAUGGCGACCCCUCGUUCAAAGAAUUGAAUCCCACUACCUAUCAAUAUAAGUUUGGUGAAGACGGCGAUCCUAAAUCGUUCCUCUUAGAAAUAUCAUGGGGACAGAAAUAUCCAGAUGAAAAACCCGACGUCAAUAUGGAUGCCUUCUACAAUAAGCACAUAAUACAAAUUGUAAAAGACCACAUAAAGAAAUGUGUUCUCCAAGAAGCCGAAGACUACCUAGGAAAUGCGAUGACGUUUAGUCUUUUCGAAUCCGUCAAAGAGAAGCUAAAUGAAUUAGUCGUAGAUCAACCAGAAAAAACAUUAGAAAACGGCAUAUCAGACUUAAAUAUUCAGAACGUCGACGAGGACGACGAUGAUGGUGGGGGCAGGGGACAAGGGGGGACGGGUGGCGCAGUGAAGAAGUCGGCACUUAGCAAGGCGCAGAAGCGCAAGCAGUGGGAUCGAGUGGACGCGAGGGGCGAGCGCCCGCGAGGCUACGACUGGGUCGACAUCGUCAAGCACCUCUCGCAGACCGGCUCAAAGGCUGACGCCACCUCCUAGCCAACCAAUGAUAUUAUUAUUUUUAAUAAACAACUUUUAUAUAAUUCA
Nilaparvata lugens (brown planthopper) is the source of this 1008-nucleotide messenger RNA. Its product is annotated as RWD domain-containing protein 4. Gene Ontology annotation, molecular function: protein binding. Bases 361 to 960 code for a protein of 199 amino acids. The transcript has 5 exons. The record is from RefSeq and is a predicted model, not a curated record. Lineage: Eukaryota; Metazoa; Arthropoda; Insecta; Hemiptera; Delphacidae.